This is a messenger RNA of Arachis ipaensis, 1469 nucleotides long. The record is from RefSeq and is a predicted model, not a curated record. Lineage: Eukaryota; Viridiplantae; Streptophyta; Magnoliopsida; Fabales; Fabaceae.
CUGCCAUAAUAUUUGGAUAUUGUGGUGUUUUUUGUUGCUGCCGUUAAGUGAUUUGUUCUUGGUGGCAUUUUGGGUCAUUACAGCGGUUCCAACCCGCCGUAUCUCCCAUAUAUAUAAAAGCCCAAUUCCAACCCUAAUUUUAGAAACACUGGGUCAUUGCUGAAGACGCCUGCGUACACUACUGCUUCCAUUGUGUGGCGAUCUCCGAUCCUAUGCGUUCCUUGACGAUCUCCUCCGGCGGGAUCUCCUCCUCCUCCGACGAUCUCCUCCGGUGAGGUCUCCUCUAGCUUUUUGCUGUCCUUCUCUGCCAAAAUCCUUAGUGCCUCUCUUUCGUUCUCCCUUUCCUUCCAUUGAUGUGUCUGAUGAUGGAAACCUAGCGCAGGGGAAUAGCUUCAUAGAUCAUAAAGAUUUUUGUUGCAGUGACUGUGGUGGUACUCCUGAAAAAAAUUGGUAGUAAGCGACAUUGAUAAACUCUCAAUAUCGAAAGUUCCUCCUAAAUCCACAAGGUCAUGUAAAAUCGCCAACCCAAGACUACUAGCAUUUGGACACAUGCUGUUUCUCAUGAGUAUAAACAAACAAGACUUUUCUUCAAAUGGGGUGUGAGCUUUCCAUACCAAGUUUAAUUGAAAGUCAGAAAGCAAAAUAGAGGAACAAGGUUUUAGAUCUUCUUCAACUCUUGCUGCUAGCUACUUUACUUUAAAAGCUUCAAGUUUUAAUAUUUGUUGGGAAAGAAAAAAGAAGGGAAAUUAUUAUUUGAAAGAGACGGAAGAGACGGGAAAAGAAGUUAGUAGGGUUCAAAUGUGGGACAUCACUCACAAGAAAAUAGAUGAAAGUUAUGUUAAUGAAAAGGCUAAAGAAAUAGCGGAGAAGAUUGAAGCAUAUAGCAGUCAACAAGCGGUGGAAUCAACCGUUAAUUCUCCUCUUGAUGCUCUUGGAGUAGUUCUUGGGAAAGAGCAUCCUGGUCGUGUUCGAGGUUUAGGCAUGGGAGCUGUUCCAACAAUUGCUUUCAAGAACAACACUACAAGAAUUAGUCAGAUGAAUUUAGGUUCUUCAAAUGAUGCUGGCACAUCAUCUACUUGUGGUCCAAAUGUGCAAGAAGAGUUGGAUACCAUUAAAGCGCAAUUGCAAGCACUAGUCUCUUAUAUUGCUUCUAAGGAAGGAGGUAAAAUUCCAGUGGAAUUGGCUGGAAUGUUUCAUACUCAACAAAUUUCACAGGGAUUGGAUCAAGAGAGUGAGAUUCCAUCACCAAGAGAGUUAGGAAGUAGGUCUUCUGGAGCGAGCAACAAAGAAGCAUGAUCUUGUAUGAUAAAGAUUUUAUGUAUUAAGUAUUAUAGAUAUAUGUUAAGACAUUAUUGAAAAAUGUUAUCUUUAAUACUUUGUUUUUGGAUUAUGAUUUUUUAUUUUCGGAGACUAUGUAUGAAUUAAAAAUCUUGUUAUGAUGUUUGAUUUAAGGUUAUGCUUUUUGGUUA